Molecule: messenger RNA, 1545 nt
Organism: Entrophospora sp. SA101
Lineage: Eukaryota; Fungi; Glomeromycota; Glomeromycetes; Entrophosporales; Entrophosporaceae
Source: the annotation of a GenBank genome assembly
AUGUAUAAAUCACAAGCUUUUAAUAAUAACGAAUUUGACGAUAAUUCAGAACAUGAAGAGGAAAUAGAACAAGAUGAAGAGGAAACAUUUGCAGCGACAGUAAACUUUAAUUAUAAACCAGAAGUAAAAGCCGUCUUUUGCUGUCAAAUAGAUCGUGACAUUCACAAUGAUGGCUCAAUUAUCUCCAUUGAAAGUGCUCAAAAAACCACCGAUAAUAAUGGGAGUUCAUUCAUUACAUAUACCAUCAAAAUUGAGGAACAAGAAGUCAAAAGGCGUUAUUCUGAAUUUGAAUCAUUACGAAAAGUGAUGAUGAAGUUAUAUCCAACGUUAAUUGUUCCACCGAUACCAGAGAAACAUUCAAUUGCUGAUUAUGCGACUAUGCAAACUAAAGCAAAGGAAGAUAUGACAAUAAUUGAAAAAAGAAAAAGGAUGUUACAAACUUUCUUAAAUCGUGUAGCUAAACAUCCUCAACUUUCGAGUGAACAUGUAUUCCAUCGUUUCUUGGAACCUAAUGUUUCUUGGAAUGAAGUGCUUCACUCACCUCCAUUAUCUAAUCUCCCAAAAAAUAUUCUUCAAGUCUAUCAAGGUGUAUUAAAAAAUCCAGAUAAACGUUUUGUCGACUCUGAAAAUUUUACUAGUAAAUUUGCUUAUCAUAUUGGUCAAAGUAUGGAAAAAACUAAUAGAAGAACUUGGAAACGUUUAAAUGAUUUAUCUAGUGAUUAUUCUGAAUUAGGUGCUGUUUAUAACGGUUUCAGUUUAAAUGAGAGUGAUCAUGAUGAUCUUGCUAGCGCUAUUGAAAAAGUAGGUCAGGCAGUGGAUUCAUCUUAUAUGGCAACAAGUGAACUAACUUCAUCCCUUGAAUCUGAAUUUAAUGAACCACUACAAGAAUAUUCACAAUAUGCUCAAGCAAUUAAACAAGUUUUAAAAUAUAGACAUUUAAAGCACUUGCAAAUGGAACUUACCAGUGAAACACUUGAAAAGCAAAAAAUAACUUUAGAAAAUUUGGAAAGGUCUGAACAAGAAGCUAGAAGAUUAGAGGAGGCCUUAAACAAAGAACGUGGCGUUCAAGACUCUAACGCUCGACAUUUCAAUGCGAUUGAAGAAAUUAACACUGAUAUAAAUAACAAUGAUAGUAAUGGUCAUUUUGACUAUCUAUCACAAAAUGGUGAUAUCUCAGCUACAUCAUCUGCUCUUGGGGGGUCAAAAUCUCAGAAAAGAAAUAGCAGUAGCUCUAAACUUCUUUCAGUUCUUAGUCAUAAAAUUCACGGUAUUAUGGAUGUGGAUCCAGAAGCUACAAGAAGAAACAGAAUUGGUAGAACCCGUGACUCCAUAAUUCAACUGGACGAAGCAGUAAUUACAACUACUGAGGAUUUAAAAAAUAUAUCAGUUUCUAUCCAGAACGAUUUAGACCGUUUUCAAUGUCAAAAAGUAUGCGAUAUCAGAGACAUGUUGAUUGCCUAUGCAAAAAAUCACAUCGAGUGGUGUCAAAAGAAUCUUAAUAGCUGGGAGGAAGCAAAGGCAGAAGUUGAAAAGGUUCAAACCUAA